UAUUUUUGUAUCUGACCUGGGAUUCGACAACAAAGUUGACGGUAAAGACAACACUGGAGCUAUGAGACCAAGAUAAGAAUGUGUUGAACCAGAGAACAUGUUAUGUCUCUCACAAGUAGCUCUGUUUUUCCAACUCAGGUCCUCAGCGACUUUGACUCGUCUGGUUGGUUGGCUGAGAUCGUUCUAAUUCGUUCUGUUCUGUGGGAAUUGUUUUGAGCUGGUAGUUCGGUUCAGGAACACCCAGUCCCUACGUGACUUGAGUCCACUUGAGGGACGUCACCGACAGAAGGGUCAGAGGGCGACGGUGAGGUCACCGACCAGAGUGAGAAACUGGAGCAAGAGAGCUUGGCAAUUGGACCCAACAUGGAGGGGUACGGCUACGAACACUUUGGGGUGGAUGGAGAGCGAGACAGCCACCAGAUGGACUACCGGAGGAUCGUAGGGGACACAGAGCUACCCCGUCCCAGCUCCAACCCCUCACCCCAAGACGCGGAGCACCUCUUCCGCCUCAGCCCCCAUGGGCAUGGACAUGGGCAUGAGACGGCCGCACAGCGAUACAGCGCCACCCGCAUCCAAGCUGGCUUUGGCCCUGAGAGCAUGGCUGAUUACCUGAUCAGUGGUGGUACGGGCUAUGUCCCAGAAGACGGACUCUCCGCACAACAGCUUUUCUCCGUUGGAGACGGCCUCACCUACAAAUCUGCUCAACAACAGUCUGUUGUCGCUGAUGGUCAAACGGCAGAAGAGCUAUGCUCUAAAGGCGACGGGUUGACUUACAACGACUUCCUGAUUCUGCCGGGCUUCAUUGAUUUUGCCUCGGACGAUGUGGACCUGACCUCUGCCCUGACCAGGAAGAUCACCCUGAAGACGCCUCUCAUCUCCUCCCCGAUGGACACAGUCACAGAGUCAUCGAUGGCCAUCGCCAUGGCGGUGAGACCUUCUCAUGGAGGCAUCGGCCUCAUCCAUCACAACUGCACCCCUGAAUUCCAAGCCAACGAGGUCCGCAAGGUUAAGAGGUUUGAGCAGGGCUUCAUCACAGACCCUCUUGUAAUGAGCCCCCGUCACACGGUGGCGGACGUGUUCGAGGCCAAGACUCGCCACGGCUUCUCUGGCAUCCCUGUCACCGAGACUGGCAAGAUGGGCAGCAAGCUGGUGGGCAUCAUCACCUCCAGAGACAUCGACUUCCUCUCCGAGAAGGACCACAGCCGACCACUGGAGGAGGCCAUGACUAAGAGGGAGGAGCUAGUGGUGGCCCCAGCCGGUGUCACGCUGAAAGAGGCUAACGACAUUCUACAGCGGAGCAAAAAAGGCAAGCUGCCCAUCGUGAACGACAAUGAUGAGCUGGUGUCCAUCAUCGCCAGGACAGACUUGAAGAAGAACAGGGACUACCCCCUGGCCUCCAAAGACUCUCGCAAACAGCUGCUGUGCGGAGCCGCCAUCGGCACCAGGGACGACGACAAAUACAGACUGGACCUACUGAUGCAGGCCGGGGUCGACGUGGUCGUACUGGAUUCCUCACAAGGCAACUCUGUGUAUCAGGUCAACAUGAUCAACUACAUCAAACAGAAGUACAGCGAGCUGCAGGUGGUGGGAGGGAACGUGGUGACGGCAGCCCAGGCCAAGAACCUGAUUGAUGCAGGAGUGGACGCUCUGAGAGUGGGCAUGGGCUGUGGCUCCAUCUGUAUCACCCAGGAAGUGAUGGCGUGCGGGCGGCCUCAGGGCACCUCGGUGUAUAAGGUGGCAGAGUAUGCUAGACGUUUCGGUGUGCCAGUCAUCGCAGACGGCGGCAUUCAGACCGUGGGCCACGUGGUCAAGGCUCUCUCACUCGGGGCAUCCACAG
Molecule: messenger RNA, 1837 nt
Organism: Oncorhynchus keta (chum salmon)
Lineage: Eukaryota; Metazoa; Chordata; Actinopteri; Salmoniformes; Salmonidae
Product: inosine-5'-monophosphate dehydrogenase 1a-like
Exons: 11
Biological process (GO): GTP biosynthetic process
Cellular component (GO): cytoplasm
Molecular function (GO): IMP dehydrogenase activity
Source: RefSeq, a predicted model, not a curated record